AUGAAGAUAAAGGUAACAGUCUCCAGUUUUGGGGAACAGGUGCUGGAAGUGGGAGCAGACGCGUCGCUGAAUGAGCUCCUGACCUUGGUCAAAGAGGCAUAUGGUGGCGAAGUACCCCUGAAAUCAAUGCGAUUUGGCUACCCACCGCAGCAGGUAGAGCUGUGUGGGCACGACGGCAAGGAGGAGCUCGGGGAGCUCGGGAUCAGCGGUGGAGAGCGUAUCGUGUUUGCGUGCGAGAGUGGGGGUCUGGACGCCAGGGAGUCGCGGAUUCCACCGAACCUGGAUGGCGCGCUUUCGCCGCCGAACAAGAUCACCAUGCAGCCCGGGAUGACGCUGGAGAUCCACGAGGUCCCGGACGACAACUCGUGUUUGUUCCACGCGAUAUCAUACGCGCUGUACAAGGACACGGCGACGUCGCAGCAGCUGCGGGAGGUUGUGGCGCGCGAGGUGGAGGCGGACCCCGUCGCGUACUCGGACUCGAUCGUGGGGCGGCCCAACCGCGAGUACGCGGCAUGGAUCCGCAAGCGCGACUCGUGGGGCGGCGCGAUCGAGAUCGCAAUCCUCUCGAAAUACCUGGCCACCGCAAUGUUCGUGCUGGACAUUGACGCAGGGCGCUACGAAAAGUUCAACGAGGACAAGUACAACGAGUUCAUCGUCCUCGUGUUCUCGGGCAUCCACUACGAUACGCUGCAGCUCAGUAUCGCUGGCGCCGCGGUGCCGCAGACCGUGUUUGACUCGUCCGAGCCCGACUCCGACGUGCUGCUUGUCCGCGCCUCGGAGGUCGCCUCCAAGAUGAAGAAAGCUGGCCUUUCCUUCAACACAUACCGCGAGCGGAUCCGCUGCAACCAGUGCGGCACCGUGUUGCUGGGCGACCGCGAGGUCUCGCAGCACGCGAAGCAGACCGGCCACAUCGACUUCGGCCAGGUUUCCGCGUACCAAUAG
This is a messenger RNA of Eremothecium gossypii ATCC 10895, 942 nucleotides long. It is a transcript of the gene OTU1, whose product is annotated as ubiquitin-specific protease OTU1. The record is from RefSeq and is marked provisional. Gene Ontology annotation, molecular function: cysteine-type deubiquitinase activity. The transcript has a single exon. Gene Ontology annotation, cellular component: cytosol; nucleus. Gene Ontology annotation, biological process: endoplasmic reticulum unfolded protein response; protein deubiquitination. NCBI's taxonomy places the organism in Eukaryota, Fungi, Ascomycota, Saccharomycetes, Saccharomycetales, Saccharomycetaceae. Bases 1 to 942 code for a protein of 313 amino acids.